CUCCCACCCACAUGCUGGAGUGAAGAUGGCCAACUUUCUGUUCAGUUCUGCUCACGAAACCCUCUGCUUGCUCGCGCGACAUGCAAGAAAGCCCAGCUUUCAACUAGGGGCGUGCACAAGUAGUCGCCACUAAAAGACACUGCCUCGGUUUAGGUCGAGCGCUCCGAAGGACAGAAUUACGUGAGUAACGCGAUCAUUCCUCGUCGUCUGUUGUUGUUUUCUGGGCUCGUUGGUGGACCCAGAUAGAACGCGCCUGAUAGAACGCCCGCAUCAUGCCUUCACGAUCUCCUCACCCGUGGCACCUAUAGGAGGAACGACGACGCCGUUUCCUGGCCAUGUCGUUCGUUCCUCGAAGCUUUCUCGCGUACGAUUCGCCCUCGCUUCUUGUUCCCGGCGUGCUUUCUGCAGUGGGACUGACGUCGCUCACCCACGCCGGCCAUGGCGUAAUGGCGGCUGGAGUUGUCGAUUUGGCGCUGGCGUUCCCUGCAGUCCGCGCUGAAGCUUCUCUCGUCGUAUCGCGACGACGUUAGCCAGUAGCACUAGUAGCGCGCUCUGCCCUUCCGCUUCCCCUGGCCGUCCCCCGGCCGUCCCCCCCCUCUCGGCUGCGCGCAACCAGCUCCCCGCAAUGGUGGCCUCGGCCGCUGCCCCAGCGGCCGCACCGGUGACGUCCCCGCUUGUGCCCGCGCGCACUCGGGUGAAGGCGGGCGGGGAGGAGAUUGGCGCAGGGAGGUCGGAAGAGGGACAGUUGCGCGGGGGGAUGUUGGGGAAGGUAGAGAAGAACGCACGGGACGUAGGAAGGGAGACGCGUGGCAAGGCGAACAGCAGGAGCGAUGACAAGGAGGCGACGCGAGAGGAAGACGAGGAGGAGAAGGAGAAGGAGAAGGAGAAAGAGAGUUACGUGCGCAAGGAUCAUUCGCUGGCGGCCCUCUGUCACAAGUUCUUCUGCGCGUAUGCCGCGCGCCAAGGCGCGGUCGUGUCGCUCGAGGGCUUCGCCUCCUCCACAGGCGUGCGCAAGCGGCGCGUGUACGACAUCGUGAACGUGCUGGAGAGCAUCCGCGUCGUGCAGCGCCAGGGCAAGAACGAGUACGUCUGGCUCGGCGCCUCCGUCCUCCCGCAGGCCGUCGCCAACCUCAAGGCGCAGGCGCUGGCUUCCCUGCAAGGAGCGCUCGCGCCCACGGCUCUUCCCCCUGGGGCUCUCCCCCCUGUGGCUCUCCCCCCGGGCGGCUUCCCCCCUGGAGCAUUCCCCCAUGCGGCUUUCCCCCCUGCGUCGCCUGCUGGCAGCGUGGCUCAUCUCCCCCCCGCGCUCUUCUCCUCGCCCGCCCAUCUCCGCUCGCCCUUGGACCCCCCCCUCUCCCCCAUGGGCCUCUCUCCAUCCCGUGCUGCUGCCGCUGCCGCUGCUGCUAUUGCUCCCACUCCUGCUGCUGCCACGGGUGCGGCAGCGCCAUGUGGUGGUGCGGGUGUUGGUGCGGGGGCGGCGCACGCCCCGGCCAUGCUGCUGUGCACGCCCGCGCGGAACGGGCGCGCGUGCAGCCCGCUGCCCGGCCAUCUCAAGCACGACGACGCGCUCUCCCUCUCGCCGCUCUCGUCGCCGGCAGGAGCGGGUCGCAGCGACAAGUCCCUGCGCUCGCUCACGCACCGCUUCGUGCAGCUCUUCCUGCUCGACGAGGCUCGUCUGCUGUCGUGGGACCAUGCGGUGGAGACGUUGCUGCAGGUGUCCUGCGACACGCACAACCUGCAGACCAAGGCGCGGCGGCUGUACGACAUCGCCAACAUUCUGGCGGCCAUCUGCCUGGUGGAGAAGCUGCCGCCCGCUGCCCCCAGCAACAGCCCCUCGGCGCGCCCCACGUACCGCUGGCUCGGCACACAGGGCGUGGCGCUGUGCCUCGACAGCAUCGCACGAGGCUCAUCAUCGCAGUCCGGGGGCGCAGCACCCAGCCCACUGCCGCCUCUGUCUCCUCUCCCCUGCCGCACUUUCCCCAUGCACUCACCACCACCAUCAACAACAACAACAUCACCAGCACCAGCAGCACCACCUGCUGCCACAGGCACAGGCGGAGGGUUGGGUGGUGCACAGGCUGCAGUAUACGGUAGUCCCAUCCCAUUGCCAUGCACCCACGCAGGUGGGGCGUCAGGAGAUGGCCUGAGUGUAGGUGAGAGAGGAGGUGCGAGAGGAGGUGAGAGAGGAGGUGAGAGAGGAGGUGAGAGAGGAGGUGCGAGAGGAGGUGAGAGAGGAGGUGAGAGAGGAGGUGCGAGAGGAGGUGAGAGAGGAGGUGAGAGAGGAGGUGAAGGGAUGUGUACGGCAGCAGCAGACGGGGUAGGCAGGUCAGUCGAUCAAGGGACGGCGGAGGCUGGUGUUGGUGGUGCCGGUGCCAGUGGUGGUGCUGCUGACAAUGAGGCAAGCAUGGGGAAUACAGGUGUAAUGGGUUGCGUGGAUGGCCGCCGUCUACAGUUUAAAGAGAACAACCCACACCAACAGUACAGCAUGCAGCAAGAGUCAACACAUCUACCCGAGCAGCAGCAACAACAGCAACGACAACAACAGCAGCAACAACAGCAGCAGCAGCAGCAGCAGCAGCAGCAGCAGCAGCAGCAGCAGCAGCAGCAGCAGCAGCAGCAGCAGCAGCAGCAGCAGCAGCAGCAGCAGCAGCAGCAGCAGCAGCAAUCAUGUGCAACCCGUAAACGUGCUCGGCUAGGGGAGGAAGGCGAGGCAGGGCGGGGGCGCAGCAAGUGCCGGGACCUGGGGAGGGGCCGAGGAGGUCGCGGCAUCGUGUGGGCCGCAGCAGACGCAGUGGCCGCUGCUGCCGCUGCUGCCACUGCUGCUGCUGCUGCAGGAGGGAAGCAGGAAGAGAGGGGAGGAGGAGGAGCAGGGUUAGGAGGAUCAGGAGGAGGGGGAAGCGGAGGUAGAGGCAGAGGGGGUGUGAGAGGAGGGUGGGGAGGUGGGAGUGGGAGUGGGAGUGGGCGUGGAUCUUCUCGGGACCUGCCUGCUGUGCGCUGUGUGGCGCCUAGUCCGCUACGGGCUGCCGCCAUUCACUCUGUGCCACCUGCUGCUGCUGCUCCUGCUGCUCCGGCUUGUGCUUUCAAUUCCGCUGCUGGCUCCAGUGCUGCUGCUGUUGCUCCUUUUGCUACCGCAUCUCCUGCAGCCUCAUCACCUGUUGCUGUUGCAGCUACUGCUGCAGCUGCCGCAGCUGCUGCAGCUGCUGCCGCCCCCACGCUUGACUUAUCUCCUCUUGCCGCCUCAUCACCUGCUGGCACCUCACCGGCUGAUAGUUCCGCUGCUGGCUCUGCGGCUGGCCCUGCGGCUGGCCUGUUCCCAUCGCCUGCAGCAGCGGGCAAGAGCAAGCGAGGCGGGCCCAAGAGCAAGGCGUCAAGGCUGCUCGUCUUCCCAUCAGACUCUCGCACUGCCUCUCCCGCUGCUCCCGCUGCUCCCGCUGCUCCCGCUGCUCCCGCUGCUCCCGCUGCUCCCGCUGCUCCUGCUGCCCGCAACGCUUCUCCCGCUGCUCGUAUCGCUUCUCCCGCUGCCCACGGUGCAACACCAACACCUAAUGCCCGCAGUGCCGUCUCCCCGUCUCCUCUCCAACCUCGCCCCUGUCUGCCGAACCUUGCCUCGUCCUCUCCCUCCCAACCCCCACUCUCUCCGCUCUCCGCUCUCUUCUCCUCCCCCCACCCUUCUGCUGUUCCUACCCCGUCCCGGCUCCCUCUUGCGCCCGUCCCCACUGCCCGUGCACUCACAGCAGCCACUGCUGCCCUUCACCCAGCAGAGCGCGCCUCCCCAUCAUCCCCCGCCACUACAGCAGUCAAUGCCGCCGCAGUGGCUCUCUCGGCGCCCGUCUUCCGCUCCCCUCUUGCCCCGUCGCCCAUCCAAGCUAAAGCACCCACGGCAACCACAGCACCAGCGGCAGCGGCAGCGGGUACAGCAUCGCCAACACCAGGAGCAGGAGGAGCAGGAGCAGCAGGAGGAACACCGGGAGGAGGAGCAGGAGCAGCAAGUGCAGAGGCUGGCUUUCCAAUGGAGCAAGCAGCUCCUCCCGCGUGGUAUCUGCGCUUGCCGCUGCAACCCCUUCACCUGCAGCCGCAGCAGGCACAGCAGCAGAAGCAGACAUUAAAGCCGCAUGAGGAAGGGGAGCAACACGUCCGAGAUGCUGCAGCAACACUUGACCUUCCCGCUCCUGCUGCUGUUGCACCCUCAGCAGCGGCAGCAGCGGCAGCAGCAGCAGGUGAUAGCAUUGCCGAAAAAGCACAUGACACACGUGCCACCUCGCCUGGUGGCUGGACGAGCGGGCAAGGAGAGAAAGGCGCAAUACACCAACCGGCUUCUGCCCGCAAGCAGCAGGCGAGGGCGGGUGCGAGAGGGAGAGCAGCAGAGGGGCAGGAGAACCAGGAGCUUGUGGGACAAAGGCUGGUGUGGGCAGGGAGGCGGGGGAGGGCUGGCGCAGAGGGCGCGGGUAGGGGGGGAGUGAGAGGGAGGGGGGAGAGACGAGGGCGCCGAGGGGAGGAGACCCGGCCUGGGAAGCGGCAGAAAGGGGAGGAGGCAACGGCAGGGAGAGAGGAAGGGGCAAGGAGCGCUGUGGGGGAAGAGUGCGAUCAGGUGCAAGGGGCUCACUUGGUGGAAGGCAGGAGUGCUUUUGGAGUGGUAGACUGGGGAAGCGAUGGGGGCGAGAGAGCAGGCGAGGGGGCAGCAGCUGCAGGAACAGGAGAACGGGUGGGGAAAGUGCAAGGUGAAGCGGCAGAGGCGGCGGCUAAGAAUGGGCGGGGUGAAGGGAUAGGUGAAAUGUGUGCGGUAGCCAUGCGUGAGCGAGAGCGAGAGGGGGUUAGGACUACAGUGGCCAUGUUGCUGGGUGCUCGAAUCGAGGUUCUAGCCCCAGCAAGCGCGGCCGAGGCAGAAACACAGGGAUGUGGAAGUAAAGGGGAAGGAGCAGGGGCUCUGGGUAUGCAGUGGGCGUGUGAGGCUCAGCUUGAGGGCACUGGUCAACGGUUCACAGUGUUGACUGAGAGGGAGGGGGAUGGGGGCCUGGAGGAGGAUGCGCAGGGGGAGACACAUGGAAGGGGAAUAGAAGGAGUGGGGAGGGAUGGGAGGGGGGAAGGGAACGGGGAGUGGGAGGCGGAAGGGGAAGGGGAGUUGGAGGGGGAGGGGGGGAGCAGCAACACUGGUGGGGUGGAGUUGAGUGAGGGGAGGCGGGGGGAGAGUGAGGGGGAGAUUGGGCUUCGUCUUGAGCUGGGUAUUGGUCGGGGCUCUGGUUUCAAACUGUCCCCUUCCUGCUACAGCCAACCCCAUGUCACAGGCUCUCUUGAAUUUUCUCUCCCUACCCCUGCAACGGACGCUGCAGCUGCAGCGGCUGUUGCUGCUGCUGGUGGCGAUGUUGGUGGUGCUGGUGGGUGCAGUUCGCGCAGUGGCACGAGCAGAACGAGCAGCAGCAGUGUGGUGCAUGGGACACCCACCACAGGUGACUUGCAGUUGUGUGCAGCAGGUGCUGGUCGCCAUGGCACGUGCGUGCAAGGUGCACAGAGAACGGGUUUGGAUGAAGCAGCAGGCAAUGGGAACGAGGUGCUGUCGCCCGUCUCGUGCUGCCGCUGCUGCUGCAGAUGCUGCUGCCACCACACGAACGCCUUUGCAUGCAACGAAACCGUUGCUGCUGGUGCGGGUGGUGCGGCUUCUCCUGCUCCCGCCACUCCUGCAGUGGACGGGUUGCACGGCACGGAUGCAAGGACAGGCCUCUCCCUUUCUCUAUCACCGGGAGGGCAAGCGAAGGGGAAGGAUGGAGGGAAGGGCAGCAGUGGAGCAGAUGGGGCGUCACCAGAUGGGGAGGUGGGGCGCCAGAUGGGGAAUUGUGAGCAGAGAGAGAUUGCAGUCCGGGCAGCGGGGAUUGUUGGAGCAGCAGGAGGAGCAGGAGGGGCAGGAGGAGCAGGAGGAGCAGGAGGGGCAGGAGGGGCAGGAGGGGCAAGCAGAGGGGUAGGGGCGGGGGCCGGUGGUGGGAGCAAAGAAUGUGGGGAAGCAGGAGGGGAACGAUUUGCCAGUGCUGAGGGUGAAGGUUCAGGUGCUCCACCCUCCAAUAACGCCGCAACUGCUGCUGCCGCCGCCGCCGCUGCUGCUGCCGCUGCUGCAGCAGCUGCUGCUGCUGCGAUGGCAGGAGGAGGAGGGGGAGGAGGAGGGGGAGUAGUGGGAGGCAUGGAUGGUGGUGGAGCGGAGAUGGCAGUGGGUGCGGGGGAAGGGCUGGGUGGGAUGCCUGCUUGGAACUCAGCAGAGUUUGACUCUGUCAGGCGACAGUAUCCAGCUUUCUCCGCCUACUUUCUGGAGUUCUCCCGCGCGCUGCACACGCUCUACAAGGACAGCCCUAUAAGGCCUCUUGCCGCCCCCCCUCCUCCCCCUCCUCCUGCUGCUCCUGUGCCGCCCCACCAGCCUCCACCCAGUCCCCUACAUCCGUCAGCCUGCUUCCCCUGUCCUGAACCUUCUUCAGCACCAGCAGCAGCAGCAGCAGCAGCGGCGGCGGCAGCAACGCCGCUUGUCCCUGUGUCUGUUUUACCUCCGGUGCUGCCAUGCUCUGCUGCUGCCCCCCCAGCUCCUGCUCCUGUUUCCUUGGCUUGCGCCCCUCCUCCUCCCCCACUACCUGCGCCUGCCACGGCUUCUGCUGCUGCGGGUACUGGCACAACCAGUGGCCGUGCUGAUGCUGGUGUUGGUCAUCCCACCACUGCUUGCCAUGGCAACUUGCUCCAGCCUGUUCCUGCCCGUCCCAUUCCCACCAGCCCUCUGCCAGUGCCACCACCUCCGUGCCACGCUGCCAGCAAUGCUGGCACUCCUGUUGGCAGUGGUAGGCUCAGUGCGUUCUCUGCAACGCCUCGAUCUGUGGCCUCUCAGCAAUCCCCUCUGUCGAAGCAGGUCUCUGAUGAUAAAUAGAGUUGUUUUGAUCGCGCUUAUUAUUAUAUAUUAUUGGACACACAUGUUCCAGCUGUGCAUUGGUCUAUAUAGCCUUGGUGUAUGACGCUUUAUU
Messenger RNA from Closterium sp. NIES-67, 6983 nucleotides. Lineage: Eukaryota; Viridiplantae; Streptophyta; Zygnematophyceae; Desmidiales; Closteriaceae. The record is from the annotation of a GenBank genome assembly.